Messenger RNA from Racocetra fulgida, 127 nucleotides. The record is from the annotation of a GenBank genome assembly. Lineage: Eukaryota; Fungi; Glomeromycota; Glomeromycetes; Diversisporales; Gigasporaceae.
AUGGAAAACAGCUCCUUAGAGCAAAAUAUCGAGACGGUUAUUUUUUCGCUUCUCGAAAUAAAGAAGAAAAUAAAAGAAACACCAAAAGAAUCACCAUGUCACGAUUGCGAAAAACUAAAAGAAAAAU